This is a messenger RNA of Arctia plantaginis, 2160 nucleotides long. NCBI's taxonomy places the organism in Eukaryota, Metazoa, Arthropoda, Insecta, Lepidoptera, Erebidae. The record is from the annotation of a GenBank genome assembly.
AUGAGUUACGCAGCGUCUGCACCUCCAAAACCUUCAUCAGCGCCACCUCAUACGACAUUGCAACGAACUGUUCGAGGAGCAGCGAGUAGCGGCGCACCAGCACGUGUCAUCCCGCGUUUCCACUUCCCCAAAGGUCGACCUCCUCCGGGCCACCAGCAAGACCACGCACUCCAUAAAGUGCAAUCAGCAUUUGCCACCUUCCCCAACAGCCAGGUUCCCCGUGAAAGCUUUAAACACAUAGUAAAAGCGUGCGAGUGUCCUCUCUACUGGAAGAUGCCGCUGUUCCUUGCGACCCAGCAGAACCUACACGUCCCCGUUGAUGGGCACAAAUUCAUAGAUUACUGGAGAGACAUGACGUCACAGUGCCACGACCACGCCUCCCGCUUCGUCCACAUACUAACACGAGGGAAGAGUAAUACUUUGGCACCGGAAGAUUUCGUACCCCUAGUUCAAGACGUCGUAGAUACACAUCCCGGACUUUCUUUCCUCAAAGAAGCCACUGAGUUCCACUCUAGAUACGUGCAUACUGUGAUCGCUAGGAUAUUUUACUGUGUGAACCGAUCUUGGUCCGGCAGAAUUAGCAUCCCCGAGCUAAGAAGAUCGAAUUUACUUCAAGUUAUACAAUUAUUAGAAGAUGAAGAAGACAUUAAUCAAGUUACACAAUUCUUUAGUUAUGAACAUUUCUACGUCAUCUAUUGCAAGUUUUGGGAGUUGGACAGAGACCACGACUUGUUUAUAGACAAACACGAUCUCGCCAGACACAAUGACCAUGCCCUGUCAAGUCGCAUGAUCGAGCGAGUCCUUUCCGGAUGCGUGACGAGAGGCAAUCAGAACCGACUCACACCGGACGGCGAGCCUCGUAUGUCAUAUACCGAAUUCGUAUGGUUUCUUCUUGCUGAAGAGGACAAGACACAUCCUACAGCCAUCGAAUAUUGGUUCAGGUGUAUGGACGUAGACGGUGAUGGUUAUAUAUCAAUGUAUGAGCUAGAAUACUUUUACGAAGAACAGAUGCAGAGGAUGGAAGCCAUCGGCAUUGAGACUUUGCCUUUCAACGAUUGCUUAUGUCAAAUGCUGGACAUGGUACAUCCAGCUGAAGAAGGCAAGAUAACAUUGACAGAUCUGAAGAGGUGUAAGUUGACACCGAUAUUCUUCGACACGUUCUUCAAUCUGGAGAAGUAUCUAGACCAUGAGCAGCGCGAUCCAUUCGCUACACAACGUGACUCUGAUUGUGAGAUGUCAGAAUGGGAUAGGUUUGCGGCGGAAGAAUACGAAUUGCUGGUCGCAGAAGAGGGCGGUAGUGACGCACAGGACCAAAUGCAGUUAUAUAGGAUAAUGAGAGAAUCAGAGAAAAAGAAAUGUAUGAAUCGUUUCAUUGAAUUGUGCAGAAGGAGGAAGACAGAUCUGGCUAUUCUAGGCUCAUACGAUGAGACAGAUGAGGAUUGUUUAUCACCGAACCUGGACGACAUCACUAAUACUGAAGCAAUCGAAGACUCCAGCGUGGAGGAGUCAACGCUAAGCGAGUGUGCUGCAGGACCACGCCGAGAACCAGCCCGACCUGUCCACCUCAGCCACCAUGCUCAUCCUUUGGGACCCGGGGCUACGUCGAUCUCCGGUUAUGUCAAUCUUAGCUCCAUAUACUCAAUAGGUGGUGACCGAUGGGCUAACACACAAAACCCAAACACAAAAAACGGUCUGGGCGAUAAAAAACUCCCUACCGAGAAACCAGUCCCUCCCGAGAAACCCGUGAGCCUUAUGAUGGUUAACGGUAAAAUGGACAACAGAUACGCGGGCUUCGGAAACAACAGUUUUCUAUACUCUCAACUUUUGGGCACGAGUGGUACGCGAACGAAGGAUCCCCCAUCGUACACGGCAGCGACAAGCGGAGCAUUCGAUCAAACAAGUGAAAAAACGAAACCUGUGACGUCACCGAUAUCGCCAGUAACGAGCCCCGUGAAUGGGAUCAAUAAGAUCUCAGACAACUAUGAGCGGGCGGUGGCGGAACGUCUCAGCCCACAGAGAGAAAUCUCUAGACUGAAUCGCAGCAGCCUCUUUAGCAAAGUUAAUACCGGUGUGGUGUCCAGCAAAGUGAAAAAGAAAAGUGCUCGCCAAGACGAAGAGGAUGAAGAUUACGCUCGCGACAGCGACGAAUGUUCCCUUUAG